CUUGCCCCAAUCUUACGAUCACCCCACCUUCUCCAGCAUCCCGCCGCCAUCGUUACCGCUCAGCACCCACAGCUCUCCAGGCCAGUCAUUUCUCAGUCUCCCGGAGACGGCGAGCAGGGGACGGCAUACAUCGCUCGAUCUGGGUCGAGGACGCGGCAGAUCUGGAUCCCCGAUGAGCGCAAGCUUGACACCCGUCCACUCGCGCACGCCAUCACAUGACCCCACCCGUUCCCGCUCCCGCGCCCAGUCCCCUAUACGUGCCCGCCGGGAUUCUCCCUUGCCAUCUCCCCCUCGCAAUCCGUACCAUGUACCCGGCGACGCGACGCCCCCAAAUGCGCCCCCGCGGUCCUGGUGGAACAAGCGCAAGCCUCAAGACGACUGGGCCACCUCCGACCCGAACGCAGCGAACCCGCACAUGGUCGAAGAUGGAGAGGAUGAAGAGGAUGAAGAAGGCGGAGACGAUGGAGGAGCGGGCGACAGCGCUGUGGGAGGACCAAACUGGUCUGCUGCGUAUGCCGCUGGUGCGUCUUCCUGCGCUCAGCGUGAAGCCGAGGUGCACGAUAUACUCGGUGAUUCGCCUCCCAUGACCCGCAGCCCGCGCACGAAGCAUCGCGCGCUGUCCAUUGAGAAAGUCGACGCGAUUAGCGCCCCUGCUGCUGUACGCAGCAUCUCCGAACCACAGCCGCCACCUUCAACCUCCAGCACCUCUGUCAAGUUCCCCGGUGGGACACCCCCGAUGGUCGCGAAGGAUCUUCCUGCGCUGCCGCGUGGCAAGUCUGCGCCUCAAACAGGCAUUCUCUCCGCCCUCGGAGUUGGACUGGAAGAGAAGGAGCACGAGGAACGCAAGGUCAAUAGCUUCUUCGGCAAGGGCAACGCUUUGUCCUCGGUCAAAGCCUCGGCGUCACCCAGCAAGGCACCUUCCUCCCUCGGAUCGGUUACCUCAGUGCGAAGGAAAGCACGGAACAGCACGGGCAGCGGCAGCAUCUCGUCUGCGGUAUCAAAAUUAUAUAACCCGUUCUCCCGACGCCAAACAGACAAGAAUGGACCUGGGAGUCACACAUCGCCAGCUCGCCCAUCUCUUGCCAACGACCCGCCUGCUCAAACACAAGGUGACGAGAAGGGGAAGAAGCCAGAGCCUCCGGAGCGUCAGGAGUCUUCGACGUCCUCGGCGAGUCGUCCGCGCGCGGGAUCAUGGGCCGGUAUGGGUCAACACCAUGUCAAGAAGGAGGACAAGGAGGCACGCAAGCGUACCAAGCAGCAUGUUUCUGUUGCCAUCAACUCCAUCCUCAACCCUGAGGAAAUCGAGCAGCAGGCACCCCGUGUGGGUAAGAGACUGAGGAUAAAAAACACUGUCGUACAUGCGGGACACGUCGCAGCACCCAUUGCCAAAGAGGCGUUGAAUGUGGCGAUCGAUGUCACCAGAUUUGUACCCGUCCUUGGACUCGAAGAGGCAGCCCGGACGUUACUUAGUAUCUGGGAGGCUAUGGAGCAGGUCGAUACCAAUCGCCUCGCGUGCCUGAGACUCAUCGAACGAUGCGCGACCAUCCUGUAUUCUGUCAGGAUCGAGGUCGACGAAGCUGGUAGUGCUGUCGGCGACGAGCUCGAGGGCCCUCUCGGCAGACUUGUAGCAGCCUUGCACGAGAUCCAUGCGUUUCUUCUGCGGCAGGUAAACCGCCCAUUUAUCAAGCGUUAUCUCAAGCGCGACGAGAUUCUGCGUGAGAUUACUGCUUGUGAUCGUGCACUCACCGAUGUCGUGGGUAUGUUUGGAGUUUCGAUCCAAAUCCGUGUCUUGCGCCAAGUCCAAGAAGUCACGGCAGAGCAACGACGAAACUGGGCCGUGCUCAGCCAGACGGCUAUGGUGGGCGGCAACAGGCUCGGGCUCACUGGCGUCGACCAGCCGCCAGCGACGGGCAGUGGUGCAUCGCCACCCCCUAUUUACUCAUCGUUAGGGCCACCCUCUGGGCACGCAUCGCCUGGAGGGAGCUCCGCCCACCUGACACCUACACCUUCGCAUCCCAACCUCGAAGAAUCCGUGUCAACGCUAAGGCCACCAACCCUGCCUUACGUCCAGAGCAGCACGUCGACGGACACCGCGGUCACGGCCAUUCCGCCACGCCCAGACUACAUCCGGCAGCUCACCGAGCUGCAUCAUCACCAGAACGCGGAGGACCACGUGCGUGACGAGGAGGCGCUACGUGUGCUCCUCCGAGCUGCGAUCGGGUCGCACAGCGAUGAGGAGAUGAUGCGCAUGAUGCAGAUCGGCAAGGGCGAGAUUCCAGAGGCGGUGCGCACGCUCCGGCGCGCGCUGGAGUUGCAGGAGCCCGAGGCGGGUGGAGGGUCGCCUAGCAGCGAGCCGGGCUGGAUCGAUGAGUCUGAGCCCGUGCCUGAGAUUGGCGGGGCAGCGAAGAAGUAUGCGCGACAUGGGGUGUCGAAUCGCAGAGACACGCUCGAUCGGGAGUUUUUGGAGAGUGGGAUUGACGCGAUGACGAGGUUGAGUGCGAGGCCGGGGUUCAUCAAGGACGCGUCGAACAUCGGGGUGUCGGAGGAUGAUGCGCCCGCUCCUUGGGAUUUGCCCAGUUGGACAAUUACCCGCUGGGAAGUCGACCGUAUCAGCAAAAUUGGUGUCGGGUUCUUCUCUGACGUUUACCUCGGUCGUUGGCGCGAGCACCAUGUUGCCAUCAAGGUUCUCGGCCCGACUGUCCCGCGCUCGCUCUUCGUCAGGGAGGUCUCGAUCUGGCGAGAGCUUCGCCAUCCCAACGUGCUCCGGCUGUACGGCGCAAGCAGUGCCGCUGGCGAGAAACCGUGGUUCAUCGUUAGCCACUACUGUAACGGCGGGAGCCUUGUCAAGUGGCUGAAGCUCGCCAAGGACCGGGAGCUCGAUGCGACGAGGAGCGGUACGGGUAGCGAACUCUUGAGGCAGGCGAGUCCGAGACAGAGGGAGAAGAGGCGGGUCGCGAGUGUUGGGGACUCUUUAGUCUCGCCCGAAGUCGAUGUCAUUCGCUGCAUGCAUCAAGUUGCAAAGGGGAUGGAGUACCUCCAUUCGAAGGGAGUUUUCCACGGCGAUCUCAAGGCUGCUAAUGUACUCGUUGACGAGAGUGGGCGCUGCGUUAUCUCUGACUUUGGUCAGAGCGAGCUCAAGUCGGAAGCGUACCGCUUGAGCGGGACGGCCCUGCCGCACGGUACUCUGCGUUGGCAAGCCCCCGAGCUCGUUGACGGGGAUAACAGGCUCAAGCCCGAAAUCGAUGUCUACGCGUUCGCUAUCUCGUGUAUUGAGAUUCUUGGUAUGGGCGACCUCCCUUGGUCACUUCUUGAUGACACCACUGUGGCUCACUUGAUCUUUGACAACGAUAGGCGACCGCCCUUCCCUCAUCAUAAGCAGAGCACUGAAGCUCUGAGGAUGUUAAUCACUCGCUGCUGGGCUCGCGAUCCUGCAUUACGGCCACCUUUUUCGGACAUCGCUACUGAACUCAAGCGGCUUCGUCGUCCUGUGGAUGAAGGAAGUCCUCAUCCGCCCAAGGACGCGGAUGCGUGGGCUGAGCCUGGCCUGCACCGCAUUGUAUUUCCGUCGCCCGAUCCCCGACCAACGACUGGUCUCCCCGUUGUCGAGUCAGCCAUCACGCCGCCGCAACAGACGGUGCCGCUUGAUGACUCGGACGUGUAUGAAACAGCGAGCUCGCAUAUGGCGAGCGACGGGAGAGACUCGAGGUCGUCUCGAGAUAUGACAAUGUCGCCUGUCUCGGAUUCGAGCGCCAGUCAAGGGCCACCCGAGCCGUUCAAACCGAUCGGCGCGCCGCAUCGGCAUCAUACUGGCCACAGUCACGAGGGCCAGGUCGACUUUCCUGUGCCCGUUAUCUAUACGCCGUCGAGGCAGUCAUCGAUGCCUGGGGACGAUUCGGAGUCUGGGAGUGGGACGUCGUCCCUGUUCAGCUCAAGCCCGCCUGCGAGUCUGAAGAAUCUGCCUAGUCCGACAGUGGCGGGAUCCGCUGCGGACGAGUAUGCUGGGUAUACAUCGCCGCCGCUGUUGGAUGAUCGGCAGAAGCUGUUGCGAGACGAGAGGAGAUAUCGACUGCUCGCGAGACAUACGCACGAGUUCAACCAUACCUUGACACUUCCCUUGUGGUCGCCCUCGCAUAUCGCGCUUGGGUCCGUCGGAUACUUGUCCAAGCCUUCCGGCGAAUUCGUCGUCUUGUUCAACGCGUUAGACCCCGUGAAGACAUCGGACGGAGUGCUCAGCGGGAUGCCGCGGCUCCAGGGAUACGGGGACGUCAAGGAGGGAAAGCAGCGGCAGGACAAGCGCAACGCUGCUCAACGUACUUUUUUGGAUGCUAUCCCUCGCUCGCUCGCCGGGCUCCUGACAUUCAAGGACAAGGGAGACGGGUCGUAUUCGGAAAGUGUCAGCCGACGCUAUUCGUUCCCUUUGAGAGCCGGUACGAAAGCUGCGUACGUCUUCGCCGAGUCGACGAUGUAUCGCUUCAUCGAAAACCUCGACGCACCCAAGAGCUGGUUCAAGGCGAACGUGGAUACCAUAAUGAAACAGUAUGCUUCGAGCCAUCUUAUCCAAAAGGAGGACGUCUUCCUUGUUGUCGGCACGCUCGAUGCCCCUGACUACGCUCUGUUCGUGAGCCAUGCUCACCCCGACGGACACGCCCACUUCAACGUCUACGCGAAUCCGCGAGUGGGGCAGUCUUGGGGCACGUUUACGACCGACGCCGAGACCUCCGCUGCUGAGGAGGGGCCUUCGUACCAGGAAGAGAUACCCGAACGUGCUCUGUUCGCGAGCAAGGUCUCGGACACUACGUCGGGCACUCCUCCGACGAGUCGCUGGGACACCCUCUUGCUUGGGCGACUACGCUUUAAGCCCGACGUUGAUGAGCCGACGUCGCUAUAAAUUUGUGCAUACGCGCUUGGAUGGAAACAUCUCUCGGAACGGACACAGUUCAUUUACCCAGUCAUCAUUAUAUCCAGUAUUUACCGAGCAACUCAGUCUGCAUUGACGUUCUUUACCUCGUAUUUCGUUUCUUGUAGUUCAUUAGCAUGUGUAGCCUAGGUAGCGAGUAAAUGAAGAGGAAGCCUUGGAGGGUC
Molecule: messenger RNA, 5082 nt
Organism: Coniophora puteana RWD-64-598 SS2
Lineage: Eukaryota; Fungi; Basidiomycota; Agaricomycetes; Boletales; Coniophoraceae
Exons: 13
Coding region: 173-4888 (1571 amino acids)
Biological process (GO): cell surface receptor signaling pathway; protein phosphorylation
Molecular function (GO): protein kinase activity; ATP binding
Source: RefSeq, a predicted model, not a curated record